AGAAAAACGGAUGAAGUUACGAACGCUCAAUAUGACCGGUGUAACAAAACGUCAUUAAACUGUUGACAGCAGCAGUUACAUGCGAGUUAAGUAUGCUAUGCCGAGUAAAAUUGUCAGAGUGAGUUCUCUUACUUGUGUCUGUAAAUUUCUAGCUAGCUAGCCAACUUUAGCUUGGAUGCUUGACUGCCGUUGUGAGGUCAGAACGCUCGGAUCAACCCUACUCCUCGGCCAGAGGGUCCAGUGUACGCUCCGAGAGCGAAACGCUCUGAAUAUAUGAACGCCCAGAUCUCAGGCAGGCAUUCCAAAGUGAAUUUACGAACACACCAUUAUUCUGAAGGAUUGCAAAAAUCCGUGACCCGGAAGAGUUUAGCUAGUUUUUAUUGCCUGCUUCACAGCGGUGGGAAAACGGGAGUCGGGCAAUUACAAACAUGAACAAGCUGAAGUCCUCACAGAAGGAUAAAGUUCGACAGUUCAUGAUCUUCACACAAUCGAAUGAGAAGACUGCAUUGACCUGUCUGUCACAGAAUGACUGGAAACUAGAUGUCGCCACAGACAACUUUUUCCAAAAUCCAGACCUCUACCAUUCAAAUCUAAAAGGAGCAUUAGACAAGAAAAAGUUAGAACAGCUCUACAACAGAUACAGAGACCCACAAGAUGACAACAAGAUCGGUAUAGAUGGCAUCCAGCAGUUCUGUGACGAUUUGGGCCUGGACCCGGCCAGUAUUAGUGUGCUCCUCAUUGCCUGGAAGUUCCGGGCAGCAACACAGUGCGAGUUCUCCAGACAGGAGUUCAUGGACGGGAUGGCAGAACAAGGGUGUGACAGUAUAGAGAAACUAAAAGCCCAACUACCAAAAAUGGAGCAAGAGUUAAAGGACCAAGGGAAAUUUAAGGACUUUUACCAAUUUACAUUUAACUUUGCAAAGAAUCCUGGCCAGAAAGGUUUGGACUUAGAAAUGGCAAUUGCGUAUUGGAAUUUAGUACUGGCUGGAAGAUUCAAAUUCCUGGACCUGUGGAAUACAUUUUUAGUGGAGCACCAUAAACGAUCAAUCCCUAAGGACACCUGGAACCUCUUGUUAGACUUCAGCACAAUGAUAACUGAUGACAUGUCCAAUUAUGACGAGGAAGGAGCGUGGCCAGUCCUCAUUGAUGAUUUUGUGGAGUUUGCGCGGCCGCACAUCGGUACCAAAAGCACAGCAGUCUAGGUUCCCAAACUCGGAACGUCCAUACGUUUGUUUAUACAAAAAACACAACCAAGGCGGUGAAACGGAGCACAGGGGACUGCACUGAGCUGAGAUCUAUGUUGCCUUUUCCAACCCUCAGGACUGAGAUGUUUUACACAAAGACUAUAAAGAAGGCAUGUCUCCUCGUCGGUCGUCUUGUGGUGGUUUGGGCUUUUAUCUUUAGUAUGGGGCUUUUUUGUGUCGACUCUAGCCUCCUGGAGAGGAGUCGCCAUCCUGGACCUUACAGUUCCUGUCCCAGUGUUUGUUGACGCGGUCAAGGUUCGCGUGAAACAAACCAACACCCCGAAAAGACAAAUACAAUUGUAUCGUAUUCUAAAUACAAGGGUCCGUGAGGGACUGUCAUUCUUUAAAUAUGAAAUAGAAUUUUAAUACUUUGUGUGCAUUCCUGCAAUGAAUUUUGUUUUAUGAGAAAUUUGUGUGACUGACCAGUACAAAAACAUUGAUUGUAAUAUUAUUUUUUUGGUUUUAAGCGUAAUGCUUUUCAAUACACAUGUAUAAGGUAAUAAAAUGUUUCAAUUUGGUAUCUC
This is a messenger RNA of Salmo salar (Atlantic salmon), 1768 nucleotides long. It is a transcript of the gene dcun1d1, whose product is annotated as DCN1, defective in cullin neddylation 1, domain containing 1 (S. cerevisiae). The record is from RefSeq and is a predicted model, not a curated record. Lineage: Eukaryota; Metazoa; Chordata; Actinopteri; Salmoniformes; Salmonidae. Gene Ontology annotation, cellular component: ubiquitin ligase complex. Gene Ontology annotation, molecular function: ubiquitin conjugating enzyme binding; ubiquitin-like protein binding; cullin family protein binding. Gene Ontology annotation, biological process: protein neddylation.